Puccinia graminis f. sp. tritici CRL 75-36-700-3 is the source of this 519-nucleotide messenger RNA. RefSeq lists its product as uncharacterized. The record is from RefSeq and is a predicted model, not a curated record. Lineage: Eukaryota; Fungi; Basidiomycota; Pucciniomycetes; Pucciniales; Pucciniaceae. The transcript is spliced from 2 exons. Bases 1 to 519 code for a protein of 172 amino acids.
AUGGGCCGACCCAGCCACCUAAUCGUCACAGGCGCGGUCACCUCCGGUUGCGCCCAUGUGGAGGUCCUGGGACCACACCGUCAUGGUGACUCACCCAGUGAAUGUCAUCAGGACGAACUGGUCUCCACCCAGUCAUCGAGCCGAAAUGAGGGCGCACCCGCCACCGGUAUCGCCCUCAGGCCGGCCCGUGUUGCGUGCCAGGAGCACUUGGUCACAAAGGCGCCAUAUCGGGCCCCCAGGUCGACCUGGGGGCUGUGGCGCCACUGGGGCGAUCUAACUUUUAUCGAUUCGCCCCGCUGUGUACCAGUUGGAACCGUUCAAAUAUGCAUUCAUGUUGACAAUCGAAUAACGCCACCCGAAAAAUCCAAGCUUAUCGACAAAGGUAUUCUCCCGGCGUCGUCCCCGCCGCGAGACGCUCAUGAUCUCCCGGUCGGGGCAGCGAGCUUGUACUUCGCAUGGGCUUGUCCGCCGGGAGCCAGCGGAGUGAGCUCGCCCAACAUGAGCUUGGUUGCAACAUAG